Messenger RNA from Rotaria socialis, 2163 nucleotides. NCBI's taxonomy places the organism in Eukaryota, Metazoa, Rotifera, Eurotatoria, Philodinida, Philodinidae. The record is from the annotation of a GenBank genome assembly.
AUGGUCAAGUGGAAAUUACUAGCAAUUAUAUUUAUUAUUUUCACCGUUUGUACCUAUUUAAAUAGUAUUUUAAAACAGCACAUUAAUUAUUUAACCGAUGACACUAAAAGCACUAUUAUAAAAACAUUGGUUUUUAUUCAUAUACAAAAAACAGCCGGUUCUGAAUUUGAACGCUCAAUUGUUCGUCGACUUCAUUUUGGAUCACAGCCAAGUUGCCGAUGCCCAAUGAGAUCUCGAUUUAAUCGAACUACACGUUUUCAUAUAAAACUAAAAUGCAAUUGUUCAAGAAAUAAUGAGCCAUGGCUUAUCAGUCGAUUUAGUGUUGGAUGGUUAUGCGGAGUACACGCUGAUUGGAUUACUUACCAUCGAUGUUUACCACCAAAAAUGAAUUUUGAAUAUGGAUUUCAUCAACGGAAAUUCAUCUAUGCAACACUUCUGCGUGAGCCAGUGACACGUUUCAUUAGUGAAUAUCUUCAUACACUUCGUGGAGCAAAUUGGCUUUCGGAACGAUCGUCAUGUCAAAAAGCGCAACAACUUCGAAACCAAAGUGCUUGUUGGAAAAAUACAAAUCUAACCGAUUUUAUUCUAUGUCCAUUUAAUUCCGCCAUAAAUCGUCAAACUCGCAUGUUAUCAUCAUCCAUAAAUAAUUGUUUAUCAUCAUCAUUUACUUAUUCCAAUUUAAUUGAUUUAAAGACGGCAAAGAAAAACCUGGAAUCAAUGGAAUUCUUUGGUCUAACCGAAUAUCUUUAUCUAAGCCAACGUUUAUUUGAACGGGUAGCAUACUGUAAAUUAAUUCGAACAUGUUCGUUUCAAUCUUAUCUUGAACAAAACUCUAUUAAUAAUCAAACUUAUGAUUAUAUAGAAAAAGACUUAAUAUCGAAUGAUUUGAAUCGCAUAAAGCAAAUAAAUAGCGAUGAUAUUGAAUUGCCAGCUGGUCCUGACAUUCUAUUAACAUCAGCAUCAACUACACCGUUUCGUAUUCAAAAUUAUCGUACACUAGCUUAUGUUGUUAUAACACUUGUUUAUCUUGUUAUCGGUGCAGCUAUAUUUGAUAGAUUAGAAUCAACACAAGAAGCUAUUCGUCAUGCUAAUUUAACAGCACGUAUUGCUGCAUUUCAACAGCAACAUAAUAUGAGUGAUGGUGACUUUAUAAAUUUAACUCGAACUGUUGAAUUACGUUUGCAGUAUCGUAAAAAACAGUGGAAAUUUAUUGGUUCAUUCUAUUAUGCCACAGUUGUUCUUGCUUUGAUCGGCUAUGGACAUGCUAUACCACAUACGAAAGCUGGACGCGCUGUUACAAUAGCCUAUGCAUUAAUAGGUAUACCAAUGUGGCUUAUCAUGAUUCAAAGUGUUGGUGAACGACUAAAUUCAUUGAUAAGAUUCGUUGUAAAACGUAUUAAGAGACGUAUUAAACGUAAACGAGAGCCACAAGUAACAGCGAUGGAACUAUUAACAUGUGAAGCAUUGUUAAUUCUAUUAACACUUGUAGCAGGAUCUUAUGUAUUUCAUCGAUAUGAGAGUUGGCGAUAUUUUGAUGCAUUUUAUUAUUGUGUAUUGACAUUAACAACAAUUGGUUUCGGAGAUUUAGUUCCUAUGCAAAAAGAAGAUUAUGGACGUAUUGGUUGGUUGUAUAUAUUAUUUUGUAUUAUGUUUAUUUUAACUGGUUUAACAGUAGUUGCUUCCAGUGGUAACUUGCUUAUUUUACGUUUUGUUGAAACAAACAGCAAGCGUUCACAACAUGAACGUUAUGAAAUGGAAGAACGUCGCCGUCAACAAGUCCGUAUUGUUGGUGAUGUGAUAUCAUCGAAUGGUCGUCUUGUUACAUUAGAAGAUGAUGAAGAUACGCCGUCAUUAAUUGGACCUGGUGAUGCACAACGUAUAACGAUGGGUCAUAGUACAAGUGAUUUAUCACUGUGUUCAUGUCGUGCUCAACCAUCAUUCUCAUCAUGUAUACCAAUAGCAUGGAAAACAAAAUUUAAGCGUAAACAUCAAAAUCUAUUACAACAAAAAGCAGGCUUACUGCAACCACAAAUGAUUGUUGUACAAUCGUUAAGAGAACAAAUUCUUGAUUCAUUAAGAGGAAAAACUGAAAUCGAUGAGAAUAUGGCUUUACAACGAUCGUACCUUCAGCUUGAUAAAAUUCUAAAAAGAAGUUCUAUAUAA